Messenger RNA from Mycetomoellerius zeteki, 2393 nucleotides. RefSeq names its product peptidyl-prolyl cis-trans isomerase FKBP8. Gene Ontology annotation, cellular component: cytosol; endomembrane system; membrane. Lineage: Eukaryota; Metazoa; Arthropoda; Insecta; Hymenoptera; Formicidae. The transcript has 5 exons. Gene Ontology annotation, molecular function: protein folding chaperone; peptidyl-prolyl cis-trans isomerase activity; protein binding. The record is from RefSeq and is a predicted model, not a curated record. The coding region runs from base 761 to 2308 and encodes 515 amino acids. Gene Ontology annotation, biological process: negative regulation of apoptotic process; protein folding.
UAGAAACGAUAGAAACCGAACUAAUAAAAAAAUCGUACUUUCACCCAUUCAUAUUUUCAUCCAUUUCUAAAAAAUCUACUUCAAUUACAUUCAAUUAGAUAACGCUAUAGAUAAUUUUCUAUAAACACAAAUUCUCGAUCCCUCGCACAAAUAAAGUUUUCGGCCCGGUUGCACCAACGUUACUUCGACUUUAAACGAGGCUUAAAACUCGCUCUAUCUCUCCCACUCUCUCGGCUUUAAACAGAGAAAGUGAGAGUUUUAAGUCGCUUAAAGUCAAAGUAACGUUGAUGCUUAUCGGGCCUUACAGUAAUAUUUACAUCGUCAUUUAUAACAUUAUGUUUGUAACAAUAUUUAUAACGUUUAUGUCUAUAUUCUUAAUGAUGUAAUAAAUCUUAAUUACUCAAAACAUGGUAUUUGUAUCUUUAUCCUUCGGAGAUCUUACUGGCUGAUUACCGAUUUGUUACAUGCACAUUUUUUUAAUAAGUUUUCUUGUGAGUCCUGAACAGAACCUUUACGAAUUAACAAUUUUCUUUACGAAUCGAUUUUCUUCGAGAAUCUUCAAGUUUUGUAACGAUUCGACUAUCGACCCAGUAAUUAUAGUUUCCUACAGUUUGCUUUCGAACGGACGCACGUGCGAGUUUGUCGCAUUGUCGUGGCAUUCGUGGCAUCCGUGGUAUUUUCCGACGGACCACAACAGUGAACUGAGUGAACAGAAUUCGUACGAGAAGUUGUUUCUUCUCCAGCCUGAUUUUUCUGAAUAAUGACCAUCACACUUUACACUACUGAGAUGAAUGAAAGUAUGUCGUCGGAGGAAGAAGUGCUGACUGAUGUUUCUUGCGAGAUAUCUAAUUACGAUAACAAUGGUGAGGUGUUACCUCUUAAAUCCUCUUCUUUAGAAGAUCAACCUAAGGGAGAUCAACUUAAGCAGGAUCGACCUAAGGAAGAUCAAUCUAACGAGGAUCGACCUAAGAAAGAUCAAUCUAACAAGGAUCAACCUAAGGUAGCUCAACCUAAGGUGGAUCAACUUAAGGAAGAUCAACCUAAGGUGGAUCAAUCUAAGGAAGAUCAACCUAAGAUGGAUCAAUCUAAGGUGAAUCAAUCUAAGGAAGAUCAACCUAAGGAAGAUCAAUCUAACGAGGAUCGACCUAAGAAAGAUCAAUCUAACAAGGAUCAACCUAAGGUAGCUCAAUCUAAGGUGGAUCAACCUAAGGAAGAUCAACCUAAGAUGGAUCAAUCUAAGGUGAAUCAAUCUAAGGAAGAUCAACCUAAGGAAGAUCAAUCUAAGGAGGAUCAAUCGAAGGAUGAUCAACCAAAGGAAGAGUGGUUAGAUAUAAUUGGCAAUGGUCAGCUGAUGAAGAAAGUUAUAAAGAAAGGCACAAAAGAUGUAAAGCCAAUACGACACGAUACAUGUAUAAUAAAGUUUAUUGGUGUGCUUGAUGAUGGCACAGUGGUGGAAGAUCAUGAUAAUGUUUCGAUACAUUUAGGAGAUUUUGAUGUAGUACAGGGAUUAGACCUAACGAUUGCAUUGAUGGAAUUGGGUGAAAUUGCUGAAAUAAAGAUCGAUCCUAGAUUUGCUUAUGGCACACGUGGAGAAGGAUCUAUACCACCUGAUGCUACUAUUACAUACACAAUUGAAUUGAAAGCAAUAGAGGAUAGUCCUGAUAUAGAAAGUCUAAGCGUCAACGAAAGAAAAGAACUAGGUAACAAGAAACGCCAACGCGGAAAUUGGUGGUUUGUUCGCAAGGAGCUUAAUUUUUCAAUACAGUGUUAUCAGAGAGCAUUAUCGUAUCUACAAAUAGAUGGUAUGAAUUGGAAUGAAAAUAAAGAAUCAGGGCCGAUUACCGAUAGCCAACUGCAAGGACUGUUGGAUGAUUACAUAAAAGUGUGUAACAAUUUAGCGGCUGCAUUCAUUGAGAUAGGAUCUUACAACACAGCUUUAGAAAAUGUAGAUAAAGUUCUGAAGUAUCAACCAAAAAAUUUAAAAGCACUAUUUAGAAAAGGAAGGAUAUUAAAAGCUAAAGGGGAAUUAGGAAAGGCUUAUAUGAUUUUCCUAGAAGUGCAAAAGACAGAUCCAGAUAUGAAGUCGUUACAAACAGAAUUAAUGAUUUUAAAAGAAAGAAUUUCAAAACAGACUGAGAAAGAAAAGUAUCUGUAUGCUAAAAUGUUAGGUAUAAAUAAAGAGACUGAUAAAUCGUCAAAGAAUAUAAAAGUAGAAGAAAAAAGUAAAAUCGCUAAAGGAAUUCUAUGGACUGUGAUUGGAGCAUCUGCUGCUGUCAUUGGUAUACUUGUACACAGAUUUGUUUCAUGAAGAAAAAAGAAAAUGAAUAAAGAUAAACCAGAGUUAAUGAGGUGCAGGACAAGUUGUAUUCUUUGUAUUUUAAUUAACAGAAAUA